UUGUCUAUGUGCGCUUGGCUUCCCCUAGUGGUGACUUACUGGAAUCACCGGGCAAACGGAACAUUACUUUAGUUGGAAAAGAGUCCUUGAAGUGUACAGACGCUAAACAGCUCCUCUGCACUACACAACGUCAGGAACCCUUGAUGAAACAAAAUCUUCCACAGAUGAGGAAGCAUUCGCGCACCGCCGAGGACCGGGUGCCCAAAUGCAGCAAGAAAACGGCAGCAGGGGAGGCCAGUUGCCGCGCCGUUGAGGACCGGGCGCUCAAACGUAGGAAGAAAACUGUGGCGGGGGAGGCCAGUUGCCGCGCCGUCGAGGACCAGGCGCCCAAACGUAGGAAGAAAACUGCGGCGGGGGAGGCCAGUCGCCGCGCCGCUGAGGACCAGGUGCCCAAAUUCAGGAAGAAAGUUACAUUUGUGGAGACCGUUUACUUCAGCCUCGCCGCCGAGGCCCGGGCGCCCAAACGCAGGAAGAAAACUGCGGCAGGGGAUGCCAGUCACAGUGCCUCCAAGGACCGGGCGCCCAAAUGCAAGAAGAAAAUUAUAUUUUUGAAGACCAUUCACUGCGGCCGCGCCGCCGAGGCACGCGCGCCCAAACGCGGGAAGAAAACUGCGGCAGGAGAGGCCAGUCACAGUGCCGCCGAGGACCGGGCGCCCAAAUGCAGGAAGAAAGUUACAUUUGCGGAGAGCAUUCCCUGGUGGCGCGCCGCCGAUGCCCGGGCGCUCAAACGCAGGAAGAAAACGGCAGCAGUCAGUCGCCUCCAGUCCCGGGACACCUCCUCUGCAGGCGCCACACAGGAAGCGGUCAUCGAUAAUGAAGACGUUUCUGGCAUUUCUGGGUCGCUUCCUGUUCAAGCGUUUGAGGAGCGUCAAGGCGCGGCGGAGUCCAAGAAGUUGACGCCCGCCGAGGUCCAGCGCUUCCCCAUCAAGUACUUUGGCGGCGGCGGGAACACAGAGUGUCGGAUUUGCCUCUGCGACUACGAGCGUGGCGAGGGGCUGAGGAUGCUGCCGUGUCUGCACGACUACCACGCCGACUGCGUGGACCUGUGGCUGCAGGAGAACGCCACCUGCCCCAUCUGCAGAGUCAACCUGGGUGACUUUUGACCUCUUUUGUGGACGCCACCUUAUAUGUUCCAUUUUGUUGUUUGGUAAUAAAAAAAAUGAAUUUUGGAAUGGGCAUAUUUAUCAAAGUUGCACAUGCUCCUUUAUUUUGAUCAUUUGAUUCUUGUGAACCCAUUCCAUGGCACUUCUUCAAAUACAAUCAAAUAUUUAAUCAUAAAUUACAGUGGUAUGAAAAAGUAUCUGAACUUUUUGGAAUUUCUCACAUUUCUGCAUAAAAUGUGAUCUGAUC
Corythoichthys intestinalis (scribbled pipefish) is the source of this 1350-nucleotide messenger RNA. Its product is annotated as E3 ubiquitin-protein ligase RLIM-like. The transcript has 6 exons. The record is from RefSeq and is a predicted model, not a curated record. The coding region runs from base 144 to 1103 and encodes 319 amino acids. Lineage: Eukaryota; Metazoa; Chordata; Actinopteri; Syngnathiformes; Syngnathidae.